Molecule: messenger RNA, 852 nt
Organism: Suillus subalutaceus
Lineage: Eukaryota; Fungi; Basidiomycota; Agaricomycetes; Boletales; Suillaceae
Exons: 9
Coding region: 1-852 (283 amino acids)
Source: RefSeq, a predicted model, not a curated record
AUGAUUUUACUGUCAUUGAUGUUCACAGAAUCCAUGAAGUCGCUCUUGACUUCUGUGACUUCCAAGGUAUCCGCAUUCGAGUUUUACCACUGUGUUGCAUGUCAGAGUGACAACACAGGUGUCAAGCCUAUCAAGGAUCAAUAUUCUUGGUGCAACCUCAAGGCACUAAAACAGGCAGGUCAUGGGCAUGACCCAGCUGGAGUUAGCGCUACCAAAGAAGGAGAAAUCAUGGUUCUGUGUUCCGCUUGCCCUCACCCUGGCAAAAACAUGCCCGAGACAUUAGAGGACGUCUCACCUGGGAACCAAUGGAUCUACUCACUGUUUUUGGCUAUCAAUGCCAACUUUCAUCUGAAAUGCCAACUGGUAUCCAGCGAUGACAAGGACCCUGGAUUGAGCCAAGGAUGGGGUUACUUUAUCAAAGAAAGUAACUACAAGGUUAAUUGUGUUAGCCAUAACACAGUCAAUAUGGCAGACACAAAAUCUUCCAAGGGACUUGCAGCAACAGGUGUCGGCACUGUGGUUUGCGCGAGGCAUGACAUGCGGUUAGCGAAUGGCGUCAGGGAUCUUCAGAAAGGUGAAAAAUACUUGAAUAUGGAUUAUAUUGUCUUCUCCACACUUUCACGCUUUUCAUCAAUCCCAUCCCACAAAAAGCUUUGGCAUCGUCACUCAACAAUACAGGUUUUCCAUUCCGAAUUCCAUCUCGCAACACACAUUGCAGCCUGUCAAACAACUUUUUCAUUCAAUUGGUCUCCUUAUGUUGGACGGACUGACAGAGAAGUGCCAGAGUGCAGUUGGGCCAACAUAAACCGUGUUGCUGUGAGCACAAAGGAAAUGGCACCUGGUUCACGUUGA